Macadamia integrifolia is the source of this 939-nucleotide messenger RNA. RefSeq lists its product as uncharacterized. Lineage: Eukaryota; Viridiplantae; Streptophyta; Magnoliopsida; Proteales; Proteaceae. Gene Ontology annotation, biological process: shoot system development; root development. The transcript has a single exon. The record is from RefSeq and is a predicted model, not a curated record. The coding region runs from base 1 to 939 and encodes 312 amino acids.
AUGGUUGGGUUUCGUCGUUCACUCUCGUUUUCCACGCCAAGUCCGAGACGCCCAACACUGGCGGAGAAAUCCUACCACGUCAGAUCCAUCAGCCUCCCAUGUAAAUCUCACCCGUUGCUCUCCCAGCUCAAGGAUAAGAUCGACGAUCUUAGGAGAUGGGAAUCAGAAUUAAACGCCGCCACCACCACCACCACCACCACCACCGGAGUCUCCACAUCAGCCUGCCUAUGCGACGGCUUGACCCACCUCAAGAACCUACAACACUGCCUUGACGAUCUCCUCCAUCUUCCCCAGACGCAAGAGUCCCUCCGCCGUCGAUCUGACUGGGUCGAGAACCUACUGGAAGACUUCCUCCGCUUCGUCGACGUCUACGGCAUCUUCCGAAUUGCACUCCUGGCCCUCAAAGAACAACAGUUAACAGCUCAAGUGGCCAUAAGGAGGAGGGACGAAUCCAAGAUGGUCUCCUACGUGAAAGCCUGUAACAGGAAGGACAAAGAUAUGAGAAAGCUUGCGUCAGUCGUCCGAUGCAUCGGUAAGUGGUCGGCGCCGGCAAUGUCAUCGGAUUCUGAUGCUGAGUUGGCAGCUAUUCUAAGAGACGUGACCCAGGUCACGGUUUCGGUUUCCGUAGCACUCUUUAAUGGAAUCUCGUCGUCUUCAUCGUCAUCUGCGCCCGGAUCAUGGAUGAUGACGGGAUGGAGAUUGUCGAGAAAAACUCAGAAAAUCAAGAAACAGAAGGGAAUUAGGGAGUUUGAGGAAGCCGAAGUGCAGAGCCUACAGUUAUUGAGAAAAAAGGGAGAUGAAGAGGUGAUGAGGAUGACAUUGAGAAGAUUGCAAGCGUUGGACGAUUGUAUCGGAGGGAUCGAGAGUGGGACUGAGAAAGUGUUUAGGAGUUUAAUCAACACCAGAGUUUCACUGCUCAACGUUCUAACUCAAUACUAA